Diospyros lotus (date-plum) is the source of this 420-nucleotide messenger RNA. RefSeq lists its product as uncharacterized. Lineage: Eukaryota; Viridiplantae; Streptophyta; Magnoliopsida; Ericales; Ebenaceae. The transcript is spliced from 2 exons. The coding region runs from base 1 to 420 and encodes 139 amino acids. The record is from RefSeq and is a predicted model, not a curated record.
AUGGGAUACAUAUAUGAGGCCAUGGAUAGGGCCAAAGAAGCGAUUGCUAACUCUUUUAAUGGGGAUGAAAAGAAGUAUGCACCCAUUUUUCAGAUUAUUGAUAAUCGAUGGGAUGUUCAGCUUCAUCGCCCCUUGCACGCAGCUGGUUGGUACUUGAACCCAGAAUAUUUCUACAAGGCUGAACGUAUAGAUCCAGAGAUCAUGACUGGCUUAUAUGAAUGCAUUAGAAAGUUAAAUCCAGAUAUAAAGGUUCAAGACCAAAUUGAUGCUGAGCUUUCGAUGUAUAACAAUGCAGAUGGGUUCUUUGGAAACUAUAUGGCUAUUAGAAAGAGAGCUGAGAAAUCACCAGCUGAAUGGUGGGCUUCAUAUGGAAUGUCACACCCACGUUGCAAAAAUUUGCAAUUAAAAUUCUUAGCUUGA